Trichobilharzia regenti is the source of this 6106-nucleotide messenger RNA. NCBI's taxonomy places the organism in Eukaryota, Metazoa, Platyhelminthes, Trematoda, Strigeidida, Schistosomatidae. The record is from the annotation of a GenBank genome assembly.
AUGGCUUCACCAGAAGUCGGUAUGGCUUAUCAGCUACCACAGCAAAUAAGUCCUCAUAGCGGUAAUGUAGCUACAUCAACUAAAGUUGUCAAUCUUUCGAGAGCUCAAGUUAAUCUUGUACAACCAGGACAAUCUGGAUAUGCAUCGCCUGUAUCUCCACAGAAUGCACAGAUGAAUGCUUACAAUUAUUCAACUCAACAAGGUCAACCUCAGCCAUCGUCUUAUGCAGCCUAUCCAGUGGGAAAUGAUCAAGCAAGUGACAGUUUUAAUCGAACAGGUUUUCAAAAUUAUGUUCAACCACAAGUUUUUACGGUUGGUUCAAGUCAACCAGCACAAAUUCAGCAGACACAACCACGACCACAAUUUCAGCAACAAGGAUGGAAUCAACCUCAACAAACACAACAGUAUAAGGUUCUUACAACUCCUUUACAAACUACAAAUAUGGGACAAGCUUAUGCUCCCUCUGUUGGUCAGAUUAACGCUCAACCAGCUUAUUCUGCUCAGCCGAAUGUCGUUUAUUACGGCCAGUCAACGCAAAAUCAACAUCAGCAAUCACCGCAGCAGCCAUACCAACCGCAGUCACAACAACAACAACAGCACCAACCACAAAGUCAGGUGGUAUAUGCACGAUCAGCCAGUCAGUCAUACGCUCCUUCAGGAAAUACCUAUCCAACUCCAGCACAAUAUACACCACAAACGGGUACAGGUGCAGUAGCCUACCAACCAACCAAUCAGGUGGCUUCAACAGUUCAACCAAUCACAAUUCAGCCCAGUCAUCAAGUGAACCAAACAAGUCAACCAAAUUUUAAUCAACCACCUAGAUUUCAACACGUGCCAAACACUAUAUCACCUACAAACCCUCCAUCUUUUCAAGCACAAAAUCAACAAGUUUAUUAUCAAAAUCAACAAAAACACCAACCCCAACAACCACAACCACAAGCAGCUUAUUCAUCUCAAACGAAUUAUAAUCAAGCUGACAAUAGAUCAACACAAGUAGUACAGUCUACCUGGAGUGCACAACCCAUACCAGCAGUAUCAACAACAGCAACACAACCAACAACAACACACCAACCAGUUCAAAACAGUCAGCCAUAUUCACAAAACUCACUGCCACCUGCAACUGCCAAUCAAGGAUUCGAUCAACAAGUUCGUAGACGUAUACCUUCCGGAGGGGUUCAAUCAAAACCUAUCAAAGUGAAAUCACUGCCAAUGCGUAAUUCAGUUUGCAUGGAUGGUGCUGACUCAUCUGGUCCACCACAAUUUGUAGUUCAUCCAGUAGCUCAAUUAACUGUAGCCGAAGGUGAACCAACCAAUAUAAGCGCUCGUGUUCGACCAGCAGGUGAUAGUUCAUUAACUGUUGAAUGGUAUAGAAAUGGUAAACCAUUACCAGCUGCCUCUCGCUUCACGACAACGUUUGAUCGAGGCUAUGCAGUGCUCGACUUUCUAUACACAAAUGAAGAUGACAAUGGUGACUAUUCUUGUGUUGCAACUAACAGUCAAGGUCAAGAUCAAUCAAGCAGUUGUCAUGUCACUAUUAUACCAGAGGAUCGUGUGGUCACUGAUACCCAGUUACCUGAAGAAUCAAUGAUUGCUAAUCUUGCUAUGAUGGAAGAUCAUCUGGUUCAGAAUGGAAUCAAUCGGUCAACUCGUUAUCAUGAUGAUGUUCGUCCAACAAAUCCACCAAACUUUUUAAAACCACUUGCACCACAAAUUGGUCUUCAAGAAUCAGCUCCAGCACAUUUUGAAACAAUUGUAGAACCUUCUAAUGAUCCUUCAUUGAUAGUUGAAUGGUAUAAAGAUGGAAAACCAGUUAGCAUGGGUUGUCGAUUUAACGCUGUUUUGGAUCGUGGAUUUGCUAUGCUGGAUAUUCACUAUUGUUAUCCAGAAGACAAUGGAGCAUACUUUUGUAUAGCUCGUAAUGCUGUAGGACAAGUUCAAAGCAACGUGGUUGACUUACAAUGUAAUGCUGAACAGCACAUAGUUACAAGUUCACUAUUAUCAAAAGAGUCGAUCAAUUAUCUUCAAAGUUUAGAUGCUUGGGAAAGCGAUGCUAUGGCAGGGUACGAUACAGUGAAAAGAGAAGAUGAAGAACCACCGUGUGCACCAUCUUUUGAUAUUCUACCUGUUGCAAUGACUGUGACUGAAGGAUCACCGGCUAAAUUCAUUGUCAAAGCAGGCGGAAAUCCGAAACCAAAAAUAUUUUGGUAUAUUGACGGGGAACUUAUGGCUUCAUUAGGUGGAGGUGGAAACUGGAGAAUCUUUCAAGAUGGAGGUAUUAGUAAUUUAGAGUUUCUUCGUGUCAGUAAUCCUGGUCAGUUGAAUAUUAGAGCUGUGGCAAGAAAUAAUAUGGGUGAAGCAGCUGCAGAGACAGUAUUAAUUAUAGAACCACAUUUGGACUUUCGACCAGAUCUACGCCACGUAGAACCAGAAAAUCCAUUUAAAAAACUCGUACAAUUACGAAAGGUGAAGUGUAGUGAUGAGUUGUCUACAGCUUUUCGUAAACCUAAAGCUCAAGCACUGGAUCUGCGCCGUUUGGAACGUGCUCUUGAAAAUCGUGGUCGUUCGGCUGCUGGUGCAGAGGUUGAAGAAGCUGAAACUCUCUACUCUCGUGUUCAAUCUCAACUGCGCACAAAUAGACGUUCUAGUGUUCCACCGCCAACGCCACCACCGCCAUCACAGACGGUUCAACAAAAUAAUAUACAAUAUCAAAGACAACCUGCACCGCCUACACCUCAGCCACAACCACAACAAAACAAUUUUCAGCCACCGAUGCAAAAACCAACACCUCGACCACAAUUUCAAGCUCCUGUCUCACCACAGCAACAACAGCAACAAUACCAACCACAACAAUCACCGCAACAAUAUCAGCAACAACAGCCGCAGCAGCAGCAGCCGCAAUUUCAACAGGCUAAUUCAGCCUUCAGGAUGAAUGCACCGACUCAACGUCCAAAUCAGCCUUCACCAAUGGUACCAGUGUCACAACCAUUAUCAAUCAAUCCACCUGGACUACAACAACCGGCAAUGGCCUACCCGGUGGCUCCAGCAGCAAGUGUUCCUCCACCACCGCCUCUUGCUACACCACCUGUGAUGAACUCGUCAUCUGAUUCACAGGUCAUACCACAAGAUUGUUAGAUUGCAAGGAUUUGAUUUUGAUUGGUUACAGAGUAUCAUCAUGAGCUAAUAUCGUUUAGAGAAUCAUUGAAAACCGCCUAGGUGCACUCGACAGCUGCUUCGUCAUCCUGCUUUGGGAGUGGCUCUUCGGCAAUACGAACACAUCGAAGUUCGAACCUAGGACCUCCUGGUUAAAAGGUGAGCUGGCAGACUAAAAGAGCCAGUGAGACGUUAUUCAGUGGUCUAUGAAUUCCAACUCCUGCCAAUUCACGAUAUGUUGAGACUGGAAAGCAUUUUUCCAACCAGCUAUGCUCCACCGGUCACGACUUCUGACUUUUCAACACAUCGUGAAUCAACGACAGUUGAAACUCAUAGGUGAUUGGAUCCAGGUUCCAGUGACUGAUGAAUGGUUAACGAGCCCAUCUUAUAACAGGAAUACCCUGGGUUCGCACCCUGGUGAUUGUUGCCUGCUACUGGAGAGUCACAAAUUAGGGUGGCGAAAUAGCUCCAUUAUGGAUAAGAUUUUAUUUUGAUAAAUCACACAGUGUUGUACAGUAAUAUUAACUGAUGACGUUUCGAGCACAAACUAUUGCUCAGAAAUAAUAAUAAUACGAAUGUACAUUAUCUCAUACUGAUUUUUAAUCCAAUAUCUAUUCGAUUCUACACAUGUAUAUAAAUGAAGAAAAACAUUUGUAUGAGUGACUUGAUAUGAUUAUGAGCAAUAAUUUGUUCUCGAAACGUGGCCAUCAGUUAAUAUUACUGUACAACACCAUGUGAUUUAUCAAAAUAAAAUCUUAUCCAUAAUGGAGUUAUACUCGACCACAAUGCUCAAGUUUUAUACUUAUAUCGAUGGCGAAAUAGUUGUCUAGUACUACCUGGGAUUCUUCGAUUCUCCCCUUACUGAUGAAAUGCUAUAACCAAUCAAGUCGAAUCCCUACUAACCAACACUAGAUUUAUCAACAUUAAAAUAAUCUGUUGUUCUGCAAGUGAAAAUUCAUAAUGAGAUAUGUCAAAGUCUGUCACACCUCCGCAUUUCGUUCAAUGAAGAAAGUUCUUUCACUUCAUCUUUAUUUACUGAAAGGCAAACGUGUUCAUCUCAUUAUGAAAACCUAUUUUGUUGUUGUUGCGAACAUCACCUUGCUUGGUUAAAAAAAAAAGACAAACAAAAUCUAUUUGUAGAACUAUUCAAUCUCAUCUUGUGGAUACUGAACACAAGAGUAAUGUUAACCAGGCUUUCAGAGUCAUUUACCGCGUACCAACAGAUCUUAACUUCGCCUUAAGAGGUUCCACUACUAAAUAUUGCUGAGGCUGUUUGGAUUCACAUCAAAAAGCUGGUUCUUAACCCGCUGGCCAUCUAGGUUCGAACGAUUCUCAAUAUGUUGUGGAAAUUUCCUUAAUUUUAGUUGAUAUUCUAUUUGCUGUUAUAUUUGUAUGCUUAUUACAGUUAAAGCAUCUUUAAUGAAGUGUAAUUCCAUCGAGAUCUUACUUUACAAAUCGAUAUUACUUUAAAAAGCACUAAUACUGUUGUAGACUACUAUUCUAGAAUAUUCUGUGUGUAUAAACAUGCACAUAUCAUUGUAGAGCCAGAAGAGGAAAUUAUCGAAAAGGAUAUUCUUCGGUGCUCAAUUAUUUUGUAUUUGUUGUGAUUAUUAAGAGUUUCUUUGCAGACCGAUGACUUUAAAUUCCACAUUACUUUGUAGCCCUAAUUCUAUAACAAACAGUGAAGAUGUCAUAUGAGGCAGUUGGAUGACUGCGGCAACAUCUCUCACUUGAAUCUUAAUUUACCUACAUCAUAGAGAAUUGAAGUUUGUACUUCCAUGGCUACCAUAGGAUAGUCGUCAAGAAUGAAAAUUUUGUGAAAUAGAGGAAUAGUCGCUAAAAUGUUUAUUACGUUUUGAUUUUUGUAUACUUCUUCUAAAUGUAUGCUUAAUUUAAAAUUGAUUUGACUACUCUUGACUGAAAACAUCACCUACCCUUAUAUUUUUCGCUAUCCUGAGUAUCUUUUUCAAACUUUUGACAAGUAGUUAAAUCCCCCAGAAAAGCGUAUAGCUCGGUUUUUUUUUAUAUUUAUAUAUAUAAUGAAAACAAAACACGUAGUUCAGCGAAGAGUCUCUUUUCACCGAAUUCAUUUUCUUAGCUGUACAAUAGCAAAUAUACAUGUGUUAUUUUGUAUGUAUGCGUACGUAAAUUUUGUCAAACAAAACUACAAUUGGUUAUGGUUAUGUUUUAAAUAAACAGGUGAAGAUUGGUUGUUGGAGUUACGUAAUACAAAAUCGAUCAAGAAAAUUAGGUGUUAAUGAAAUUAGGAUAGAAACAAAGGUGAUGAGUUGUCACAAACAGUUGUUAAAAAAGAAGUUGUGUAAUAAUAUGAGUAGUUUGAUGAUUGAGUUUUACUCAGGAUACACAUAGGAACAAAGUAGAGAAUAUGAAAUUACGUAAGAGUUCUAAAUGAACACAAGGAUUAUAAGCACUUAAAGAAUUAGGCGAGCAAACAAAUUAAGUCAUCAAAAAUCAACAAAGUUGUUACCAUGAGAGUAGAAGUGGUUGAGUAACUGUCUUUUGUAUACACAGCUCCAGUUUUCCUAUGUGAAUGUUAAGAGCUUCAGCGAUACAAAGAAGACGACUCUGUAGAUUACUUUGAAGAAGGAGGCGUUUGUUGAAAUGGAAUGAUCAGUGUUAACCAGGUGUUCAAUUGUCGCACUCCUUAAUGCGUCACUACCGCCCUUUCGCAACCAUGCUAGAUAGUGUUCUUGAAUCCCCUUGAACAGGGUGCACGUCGAACGAUCGAUGUACCUGGCUCCACAGCAGCAGAUGAACUGAUUGAUAUAUGCACAGCUCAACAACAGCCUUUAAGACUGUUCGCUGAACUACAUGUUUUGUUUUCAUUAAUUCCUUGGAUGGGGAUUAUCCAUAAAUAUAUGUAAUAUCCAACUAAUAGUACUAAUUCAUUCAUUAUUUUCUCUUUCUUUUAGAUGAUGAAUACAUCUUAUCCAUC